Mizuhopecten yessoensis (Yesso scallop) is the source of this 3606-nucleotide messenger RNA. Its product is annotated as arylsulfatase J-like. Lineage: Eukaryota; Metazoa; Mollusca; Bivalvia; Pectinida; Pectinidae. Bases 104 to 1600 code for a protein of 498 amino acids. The record is from RefSeq and is a predicted model, not a curated record. The transcript is spliced from 8 exons.
UUCCGGUUUGGUCACGAGUGUGUAGUUUCGAUUUGUUUUGUUUAUAUAUAUAAAUAGGAGAAGUAGAAGGUGUUGUAGACAGCAGCGUGUUAUCCACAUAACAAUGAUAGGCAACGUUUCAUUAUCACUUGUUAUAGUUUUUCUUAUUUUGUGUUUUGUGAAAACUGUUAACGCAAAGCAGCCACAUAUUUUAUUUGUGCUUGCAGACGACUACGGAUAUAAUGACAUUGGUUAUCAUGGAUCGGAAAUCAAGACCCCAAACCUCGACAAGCUGUCUGCUGAGGGUGUUAGACUGGAAAAUUACUAUGUACAGCCUAUAUGUACACCUACGAGGAGUCAACUUAUGUCCGGGAGAUAUCAGAUCCACACUGGGUUGCAACAUGGCAUAAUUUCGCCCCCUCAACCUAAUGCCUUGCCAAGGGACAGUCCCAUUCUGCCAGACAAGAUGAGGGAGGCUGGAUACUCCACACACGCUGUAGGAAAAUGGCACCUGGGUUUCUACAAGGAGGAAUACCUCCCCAACAACAGAGGUUUUGACACAUAUUAUGGUUAUUUGACGGGAAGUGAGGAUUACUACACAAAAUCACGGUGCUCUGGACACAACUUUUGUGGGAAAGAUUUAAGAGAUAAUUUUAAGCCUGUCGAACCAAAUGCAAAUGAAUAUUCAACGGAGAUGUAUAGCAAGCGUGUCAUAGACAUUGUCAACAACUACAACUCCUCCCAGCCAAUGUUUCUGUACCUAGCAUUGCAAGCUGUCCAUAUGCCACUAGAAGUUCCAGCAAGGUACAAAGAAAAGUAUGCUCACAUUAAAAACCACGACAGGCAAACAUAUGCAGGUAUGGUGGCAGCCAUGGAUGAGGCUAUCGGGAACAUCACAUCAGCAUUCCAGGCCAAAGGAAUGUGGGAUGAUACCAUAAUGGUUUUCUCUACAGACAAUGGUGGACAGAUUUUAGCUGGCGGCAACAACUGGCCGCUGAGGGGCUGGAAGGCGUCUCUUUGGGAGGGAGGAAUGCACGGAGUAGGAUUUGUGCAUGGCAAAGCCCUACAGAAAAAAGGAAGUGUAUCCACCCAACUCAUGCACGUGACUGAUUGGUACCCGACACUGGUAGGACUGGCAGGAGGCUCCCUAAACGGCACCAAACCUCUGGAUGGAUUUGAUCAGUGGAAAACAAUUAGUGAAGGAGCUAAGAGUCCUAGAGAAACACUGCUUCACAACAUAGAUCCCCUGACCAAGCCUGUCGGGGAUAAACUGGAGGGGAGUCCAUUUGACAACCGGUUCAGGGCUGCUCUUAGGUGGAGAGACUGGAAAGUGAUCACUGGAAACCCUGGCAAUGGAAGCUGGGUACCAGAGCCCACUGCUGAGAAUAUUAACAUGGAUGUCUACACUGGUGAACCGAAAAAGAAUGUCUGGCUGUUCAAUAUUGCCAAGGAUCCAGUGGAAAGAGUCGACCUGUCAGCAGAUUAUCCUGACAUGGUGAUGAAGAUGCUGACAAAGCUGCAGCAGCUGAAUGAGACAGCUGUACCUUGUGUCUAUCCUCCCUCUGAUCCAAACUCCAACCCUCAACUUCAUGGGGGCUGGUGGGGGCCAUGGGAAAAGUAGGAUACUUAAGAGAUACCUCAAGGAAUGAUUUUGAUUUAUCUAGCAAUGAAUUUUCAAAUAGGAACGAGAAAAUUAGCGUUGAAUUUGAUAUAAAACAUGACAUUUUUUAUUUACACUAGCGAUGUUUGUUGACCGACUUCGUGAUUUGUAGAUUUACUUGUUUUGGUUCACUCAUUACUGAGGGAUGACAUUUAUGUGGUAUAUUUAUUGCUUUAUAUGUGGUGGUAUAAUUACGUUUUUUCUUCUUUUUUUUCACUAGUCUUGACUAUUAUGAAUAUAUCCUGAAAUUGACUUGUAGCAUUAUGGUAGUUAUACAUGUAUGUAAAAUCCUGGGGAUUGUUCUUUGCUGCCACAGGGUUACGGAACAACUAGUACAAUGUUUUGACUAUCAUCAAAAAGGAUAGAAAGAUGAUAUGUCGUUUUCAUUCUAUUAUUUCCACAGAUUGCCAUUUUAAACGGAUACAUUGUGUAUGUAACUAAAGCAGUUUUUGAUGCAUCAUUUUCAAAUUAAUUAUACUACUUCAGACUGCGUAGAUCUGUCUGAUGUAUGGCUUAUCUUUCUGCAUUCUGCUUGUAAAAUCUUAAAGCUUUUCGGUACAUGUACAUUAUUGUCAAAUUAUAUAUUGCUUUUUCUUAUAUUGAGACGAUCUUUUACCUCUGCCAUUUAUUUUUUUUGCAUAUUUUGACAGGAGUUACUACGAAUUUUGGAUCUGCUAAUUAUUUAAUCUGGAAUAAUUUUAUGCUGUUUUACAAACAUUGUAUCCAUGCUGAACUCUAUAAUGAGAUCUAGAGGACAGUGGUUUCAUCGAUUAUGUUUUACAUCAGGUAAUUCAUUUAAAAAUCUCUCUAUGUAUGUUAGGGGAAAGAAUAGAUCUGCUGCAUACCUCUGCAUGUCAUGUUAUAUAUAAGAGGCGACUAACGAUGGGCUUUCUUUCGUGCCUUACUGUUCAGGGGACACUGAACAAAUCAAAGUUGAUCUGCAGCCCAAACAGCAACACUUGGGAUCUUUGGUGUCUACUCUCACUUUUUCUCUACGUUUUGUUUUCGGUAGUGUCUCCCCAGGCAACCGCACGUCCUUAAAUGGCAUUAGUCGUUGAUAGAACGUUAAAACUUACACGAAACGCCCUUAGCAACAGUCUUCAUAUGACAAGCUUUUACGAGGACGUUAAAAAAACAAGUAGAUGGAAUCUCACUUCCAUAUAUUAUACUGAUUUGCUAAACAGUUGCCCAGUUGUUGUUUCAGACAACGCUAAUACUGUGUGGCCAAUGUUAGCUAGGCCGAUAUAAACACCACAUGUAUGACAGGUAUAAGUCAUGGCGAUAUAAAUACCUAUUUAUGUGGUAGAUGUCCUGACAUCGUGCAUAUUGAACUGCCACCCAGAUGUUAUUCAUGGUGUCCAAAAUGAACAUUGUACUUGCAUUCUUCAGUAUUAAUUGUGUGCAUUUCGUUUAUGCCUAAUUUUUAAAGACGGAACAUGUUAUUUUUGGUUAUAUACUCAAUACAUGCCUAGUGUUCUCAUUGUUUUAUUGCCGGAAAAUGGUAUCUUGGUUACGUACACGCUGAGAUUUGUUAUUGUUUAUAGAUGUUUUACAUCCAGCACACCUAUGUGUGUUUGUUUGACUGUAGAAAUUCAUUCCAAAUACAAAUGAUAGGAAAUCUCUUGUUAGUUAGUAAAAUUUAUUGUGAGGUAGAGUUGAUGUACAUGACAUUGCUUUUAACUAGUUUAACUGGUGUUUACAAAUGUCUCGUAUGGUUAUUUCUUACGAUGUAAUUUCAUUUGUUUUGUGAGAUUUUUCAUGCAAUUGCAUGAACAUUAGACGCAUUAUAACGAUUACAGACAUGAGAUUAUUAUUUUUAUACUGGAGGUCACUAAAAACAGGCAAUAUCGAGACCAGGUUUGGCGAAUAGUGUGUAUUAACAAGUCUUUCCAUUCCCAUACAUUCUCUACUUUUUUUGUAUAUUCUUGAAGCAAUUUGUUUCAUCAAUAAAAUAUAUUUUCUAAUAA